Messenger RNA from Dibothriocephalus latus, 294 nucleotides. Lineage: Eukaryota; Metazoa; Platyhelminthes; Cestoda; Diphyllobothriidea; Diphyllobothriidae. The record is from the annotation of a GenBank genome assembly.
CCCUUUGGUUUGUCUUUUAGUGAACGCGCCGGCGUUGUCACCGGUGUUGCCUGCAAUAUUGCUGCGCUUCUCGGUGUCCUUUUACGUCCCUUCAUGCCGUCUUACUCUGAUGAGAUUUUCAAGCAGUGCAAUGUCCCACCGACACUGAGAAGCCUCAUCUCUAUCGUGCGCAAUGGCGGUCACACCAUAUGUUUCCUCCCACAGGGUCAUGUAAUCGGAGAGCCCGCGCCGCUGUUCAAGCGAAUUGAACCCGAGGACGUUAAGCGCUUCCAGAAGAUGUAUAGUUCCGACUAG